Messenger RNA from Drosophila bipectinata, 1659 nucleotides. RefSeq names its product alpha-Esterase-5 (gene alpha-Est5). Lineage: Eukaryota; Metazoa; Arthropoda; Insecta; Diptera; Drosophilidae. The record is from RefSeq and is a predicted model, not a curated record. Gene Ontology annotation, molecular function: serine hydrolase activity.
UGACCGAGGCGGACAACUACUUCGCGAUGUCGGAAAAUCAAGAAACCUGUGAACUGACUCUGCCCCUCGGCAAGAUCAAGGGCGUUAAACGUCAGAGCCUCUAUGACGACAACUACUAUAGUUUCGAGAAGAUCCCCUUUGGAAAGCCUCCGUUGGGAGAAUUACGGUUUAAAGCUCCCCAGCCGGCUGAUCCAUGGAGUGGGGUAUUGGAUUGCACUCACUAUGCGGAGAAGCCUUUCCAAAAAAGUUUUAUGACAGGCGAUAUCGAAGGAGCCGAAGACUGUUUGUAUCUGAAUGUCUAUGCCAAACAGCUAAAGACUGACAAACCUCUACCCGUAAUGGUCUAUAUUUACGGUGGGGCCUUCACCGUGGGCGAGGCUACACGGGAAAUCUACGGGCCGGACUAUUUCAUGGCCAAAGAUGUUGUCCUGGUAACACUCAAUUACCGUUUAGAUGUUUUUGGUUUUCUGUCCCUCAAGGAUCCCAGCGUGAAGGUACCCGGAAAUGCUGGCCUUAAGGAUCAAGUCUUGGCCCUCAAGUGGGUCAAAAAGUACAUCUCGAACUUUAAUGGGGAUGAGAAUAAUAUCACCGUUUUUGGCGAAAGUGCCGGCGGUUGCUCCACGCAUUUUAUGAUGUGCACAGAACAGACCCGGGGCCUCUUCCACAAGGCCAUCCCCAUGUCAGGAACCGUGCAUAAUUAUUGGGCGAAUAGUCCUACUGAGGACUUUGCCUUCCGGCUGGCGCAACAAAAUGGCUAUACUGGCGAAAAUGUCGAUGCCCAAGUUUUGGAGCAUCUGCGUGGAGUUCCUGCUAUAGAAUUGGUAAACCACAAUUUGGUGACUCCAGAACACCGCAGAAAUGGAAUGAUCUUUGCAUUUGGACCCACCGUGGAACCUUACGUGGGUGAGGAUUGUGUGGUGCCCAAGCUGCCGGUGGAAAUGGCUCGCGAGGCCUGGACCAACGAACUGCCUGCCAUGCUGGGAGGAACAUCCUUCGAGGGUCUCUUCAUGUAUCCUGCAGUCUCUGCCAAUCUCCAGGGACUGGACAACCUUACCAAAGAUCCCCUGAGGAUGGUGCCGUUUGAUGUUCGGGCAGUGAACACUGAAAAGGACAAUCUGGAGUUCAGUCAAAAGCUGAUUAAAACUUACUUUGGAGAUGCCCCGCCAAGUUCCAAGCUCUUUAUGAAUAUUUUGGAUUACUAUUCCUACAAGAUCUUCUGGCAUGGAUUUAAUAGAACUUUGAAUGCCAGGCUUGCGUAUGCAAAGGCUCCUACAUACUUUUAUCGCUUUGACUUUGAUUCCCCGACCUUCAACUUCUAUCGCACCAAAUUCUGCGGAGACAAUAUUAAAACAGGAGUAGCGCACGCUGAUGAUCUCAGUUACUUGUGGCGAAACGCUGCGAGCUGGAAGCUGGAAAAAUCCUCUAAGGAGUACCAAACAAUUCAACGAAUGAUUGGUAUUUGGACAGCCUUUGCUGCAAGCUCAAACCCAAAUUGUCCGGAAAUCGGUGAAGUUAUUUGGAAGCCCUCAACUAAAGAAAAUCCUAAGUUGGUGCUAAACAUCAGUGAUGAAGUAAAAAUUAUUGAUCUGCCUGAGUACGAAAAGCUGCAGGUGUGGGAUGGCAUCUACAAGCCGGAACAGUUGAUUUAGAUAGACAAUU